Solanum stenotomum is the source of this 1125-nucleotide messenger RNA. Its product is annotated as UPF0161 protein At3g09310. The transcript is spliced from 6 exons. Lineage: Eukaryota; Viridiplantae; Streptophyta; Magnoliopsida; Solanales; Solanaceae. Bases 41 to 514 code for a protein of 157 amino acids. The record is from RefSeq and is a predicted model, not a curated record.
UAGACCUGAACCCAAGUAGUUAUCAAGAAAUUCACAGCAGAUGUCAUCUUCCUCUCAUCCAUCAAUGGCGCUAGCUUUCUACAGCUACUCCCCCUGUAAACCCUCUUCUUCAACAAAUUCCAGUUUCCUUAGUUCGUCAUCUCACACGAAGCAGCAGUCAAAUCUUCUCUUUCCUCUGAGAAAAAAAUUCAGGCAGCAGAGUCGGAGCUUAUGUAUCGUUAGCGGGUCGGGUUCCGAUGAGAGCAACUCUCAAGAUGAUGAUGUAGAUAAUUUGGGGGUCAAAGCUGCAUUAUCAAUGCUCAAGUUCUAUAAAAGGGAAAUCUCACCAAUAAUGCCAAAAAGUUGCCGCUAUAUACCAACAUGCAGUGAAUACUCCAUGAUCGCUUACAAGAAAUAUGGAGUUGUUAAAGGGACAGUUUUGACUGCCUGGCGUCUUUGUCGCUGUAACCCUCUAGGAGGAUCUGGUUUUGAUCCCCCGAGAUGGUUCGAUGAGGGAAGUCCACCGCAGGAAUAACACUUAAUACUCCAUUAAACAGAAAUACAGUUAUCUUCUAAUAGGUUCUGGACAAUCAUGUGAGCAAAAAGACUGUUAAUGAUGAAGAUUCGCAUAGAAUGCGAGUCUUCGGUGUUCUUGGAGGAGCACAGUGGCAAGCAUUAGGGCAGCAAAACUAAACCAAACCCACAGCAGACCACAUUUGACAGUAAACAAUCUACACCAAACCUGCAGUAGACCACAUUUGGAAGUUACUUAUCUACCUUGUUAGAUAUUCAUACACAGUUUAAAUUCACUAUUGUAGUAGAAUUCCAGAUCCAUAAGUGAAGUGAAACUGCAUAUUCAGAAUUAUUCCUAAUUUACUUCAGUAUUGUUUAGCAAACAUCAUACUUCUACUUGCAGCAUAAUGUCUUAAAGUUUUUGUUCUCUUAUUCAAUUGGAGUUCAAGUUAUGCUCAAGACUGUAUCAUCUACGCGAUAUUGCAUCUGUCCCCCCUUACCCUGUGAUACUAUCGUUGCACUUUUUGCCCUACAAUGUAUUUUGAAGUGGCACAUUUGAUCCUAUUUCACAAGGACCAGAAGUACAAAACUCAUUUCUUUUGGCUGCAUAUAAGCUUGAGGCAAUAUGAGGUA